Messenger RNA from [Candida] anglica, 1803 nucleotides. The record is from the annotation of a GenBank genome assembly. Lineage: Eukaryota; Fungi; Ascomycota; Pichiomycetes; Serinales; Debaryomycetaceae.
AUGACUUACAACUCGGAUGUGGCUGCUACUCAGUCUCCAAAGUCAUAUCUAUUGACCUCGAUUGCCCGCACCCAUUUGGGCGAGGUGGCUUCGAUUAUUGUGUCAUCACUUAUAUCUCAUGGUAGACUCACUUGUCAUGAACUUCUGACCAGAUGUAAACUCCCCAUUAAGACUGUCAAGUCUGCACUUGUUUCCUUGAUCCAACUCAACUGUAUAUACUAUUGGAAGGACUCAUCUAGCGGUAAAAAUGGUGUGGUUCACUACAGUUUGAACGAACGUGGUCUUCUUGUGUUUGUUCACAGUGGAGACAUUAUAAAUUAUAUCGACACCAAAUAUGGAGCUGAAUCAGCUGAAAUCAUUCAAAAUGUCAUUCAAAUGGGUCAUGUAAGAGUGCAAGACUAUCUCAGUGGGACCAAAGAGGGCGAGGACCUCUAUGAACAACAGAAUCGUUUGUUCAAACUUUUCGUGGAUGGAUGGCUUUGUAGAAUUCAACCAUUUAAUUUUAACCCAAUACAAGAUCUUUGGUCUAAAUUAUAUGAAGAAUGUCUUAAACAAAUUCCAAGAUCUGCCACUACCAGUGAAAUUAAAAGAGUUAAUGAGGCAAAGGAAAAAACUAAAAUUAGACUUGCAGAAUUAUUUGAAUCUGGAUUAGAAUCAAAGGAUUUGUAUGAAAUGGAUGGUGGGAUUAAAAAAUUAAGACCAACCAUUGUAGUUGCUUUCAAUUUAACUAGAUUUGAAAAAAGAUUAAGACUGAGAAGUUUAGUAAAUUUAGCUAAAUCAAGAAUUGGAACCCUUUCCGCUGCAGUUUAUGAAGCUGCAUUGACUGAAAUUGAACACAAGAGUCCAGAUUUACGUCAUUAUUUCUUGACAAUUCCUGGACUUAUUAACGAUCCUGAGGAGGAAAGACUUCUUAUGCAUUCUAUAGAAAAUAAAUUGGUGGAUCAAAGAAGAACUACCUUUAAUGCUAGAGAUCUUACCAAAUAUUUGGGUGAAAUCGACUUGAAAGGUUCAAUUCUUUCUCAUAAUUUCUUCAAAUCCAAGAGAGUUGCACCAGGAUCGGCAUCAGCUGGUGCUAAGAGAAUAAAGACUGAGGAUGGGAGUUAUGUCAAUGUAGAACAGGAUGAAGUAGAUGAAUUGAUUGUAGAUGACAGUCAUUUCUCCAACUUUGAUAUUCAAGAUCAACAAUCUCUUAUUGCCGAUCAUUUAAAAUUACUUGCAUCAUCUUCAUCGAUAAACUUUCUUAUUGAAACAAGUCCUGGUACUUUCACCAUUCCAUACACACAACUUAUUAAAGAUUUGAAACAAACCACUUUUGAUACACUCAUCAAAUCAAGUUUAGGAUUAGAUGCAUUCAAGAUUUUAAGAACUUUACGUGGACUUAAACUUGCAGAUGAAAAAUCUAUUGCAAAUUCAAUUUUAUUAAAGGAAAAAACCGUUAGAAAUGAAAUUUGUAAACUCAUUGAAAUCAAUGCAGUGGAAUUACAAGAAGUUCCAAGAAGUGCUGAUAGAGCAGCUUCAAAGACUUUUUUCCUUUUCAGACACAAGAGUUAUAUUUCCUAUCAAUACUUGAGUAAUUCUUUGUUGUUUAAUAUGUCUCAAGUUUUAACUAAUAUCGAGAAUUUCAAACUUGAUCAUAAGAUUCUUUUAGAAAAAUGUGAAAGAGAAGAUGUUAAGGGUAAUGAAGAACAAUUAUUAUUGGAUUCAGAAUUGAAGACUCUUAGAGAUUUGCAAUUAAGAGAAGUUAAGAACAUUGGGAAAUUCAAUCGUUUAAAGAGUUUACAUGAUAUUUUUGGAGUAUUUUAG